Penicillium egyptiacum is the source of this 1119-nucleotide messenger RNA. The record is from the annotation of a GenBank genome assembly. NCBI's taxonomy places the organism in Eukaryota, Fungi, Ascomycota, Eurotiomycetes, Eurotiales, Aspergillaceae.
AUGGCCCGUAUGAAGGGGGUGUUCUCAUGGGAGGAUGUGCUGCUCCAGCGGUAUCAGAGCAACAAACCCCCUCCACUCCCCCGCCGCCAAACAAUAGCAUUCUCCUCACCCCAAUUCCAAAGCAGACUCCUCAGCCGGCUAUCACCGGAGCUUCGGCUAAUGAUCUGGGGAUUUGUGCUAGCAGGCCAAAGAAUCCAUAUAAUCCAAUGCAACAAGCAACGACUCGGGCACGUGGCAUGUCCAUGUGCGCUCGAGCCAAAACCAACAAAAACGACGUUUUCGCCAUCGAAGCGCCACACACGCCGGAACAGCAACUUAUUCUGUGAGAUCUGCCAUGGCACGGGCAUCUCCCAGCCGGCGAAAGAGCCCGAUCUCGUGCGCUGGAAUAAGGUCAAUUUACUGGGUCUGGCAUUGACUUGUCGGCAGAUAUACCACGAAUCCAUCCCUCUCCUCUACACCCUCCCAACUCUAGAAUUCAGUAACCCCUGGACCCUCCCGUACCUCCUCCCAACGAUCCGACCCGAACACCGGGACCGCAUACGCGCCAUCGAGCUACGCUGGUCCUUCCCGGGCCAUUGGCUGCCGAGCAAAGACUCCGUGCGCGCGGUGUACGUGUCCGCAGGACGGAUGCAGUGGAUAGAGACAUGUCGGGCGGUGUCGCAGCUGGGAUCACUGCGGUCGUUUGUGCUCGUGUUGGAGAGCAAUUGGUUCAGUGAGCCUGUUGAGAAAUUGGCGGGGUUUUUGGAGCCUUUGAGCAGGGUUGUUGUUCGGUCUGCUUCGAGACGGGGUUGGGAUUGGGAUUGUAGUGGGGGGGAUUAUGGGGAUGCGGAUGGGGAUGGGGAUGAGGAUCUUGAUGGGGUUGGGAUGAGGGAUGGGGUUCGGUUGAGGGCGAGGGAUGUUGGGCUCGAUGGAUUUAGUUCGGAUGAAGACUCUUGUAAGAGUUUGAGGUCUGAUUCUUCGUUUUCUUCUGGGGCUUGCGAAACUGCUACAGCUACGCCUGGGUCGAGGGGUAGCUGGGAGCUGAGGCUUCAAGGCCAAUCUUACUAUUUGCAUGAACUGGAUCGCAUAGGGGUGGAUCUUCGGCGGAGGGGCAUAGACUGCUGGAUAUCAGCGGUGUAA